GAGAGAAGAAAAACGAAUGUACCGGACAGUCGGGGCUGUUUCUCAGCAGCACCGAGGAAGAGAAAAACGCCGAGGAAAACCACGUUUGAUCUUUUGAUUAUAGUUUUUCACAAAAGCUUCGUUGCGCUGCAGAGAGAGAUGGCGGUGACCGAAGGAGACGAGAAGAGAAAAACCACAUUUCUGGAUCUCAAGAUAUGCUUUUGGGCUUACCCGAAAGCCUUAUGGUAGUGAAAAAAGUUUUUAGCUUUCAUGGUAUUUAUUGUAGCACUUGCAUGUUCCGAUUUCUCAAGAGAGCCCGGGGACUUCACACUGGUUCACUUUCCUUUUACGCUGACCUCAUAGACCACUGUUUCUCGUCAAAAAGCUUGGAUUUUGCCAAACUGAUCCAUGCUCAGCUGAUAAAAGUGGGGUUCAAUAGCCAUACAUUCCUGGGUAAUCGUUGCAUCGAUCUGUAUUCCAAACUUGGUUCUGCAAACGAUGCUUUGCAGGCAUUUAAUGACAUACGUAACAAGAAUAUCAUAUCUUGGAACAUUUGCUUGAGGGUUCUUGUGAGAUGUGGUGACCUCGAAACUGCGCUCAACUUGUUUGAAAGAAUGCCCGAGCAAGAUGUCGUGACAUGGAAUUCGAUGAUGUCGGGUUACUCUUCCAAUGGGUUUUCUGGUCGUGUGUUGGAGCUUUUUGUGGGAAUGCAAAACGUUGGUAUGAUGCCAAAUGAGUUCACAUUCUCUAUUCUGGCGUCCUCUCUUAAGAGUGCUAAUCAUGCCAAGCAGAUUCACGGGAACAUGAUGAGGAGAGGUGUGAAUUUAUUGAAUGUGGUGGUGGGAAAUUCCUUGAUCGACAUGUAUGCAACAAUUGGUCUAAUGGAUUAUGCCUUUGGUGUGUUUUUAACAAUGGAGGAGAUAGAUGUCAUCUCUUGGAACUCUUUGAUAUCGAGCUGUUGCAAAUUGGGAUAUGGACAACUGGCAUUAAAUCAGUUCUGUUUGAUGAUAUCUUCUGGGUAUGUACCUGAUGAGUUUACAAUGUCAACAGUGAUUGCUGUCUGUACCGUCUUGCAGGAUCUUGAAAAGGGUAAGCAAAUUCUUGCUUUCUGUUUCAAGAAGGGAUUUCUUUCUAACACCAUUGUUUCAAGUGCUGCUAUUGACCUCUUUUCGAAAUGCAACAGAUUAGAGGACUCAAUCAUGCUCUUUGAAGAAUUGGUUACAUGGGAUUCUGUUGUUUGUAACUCCAUGAUUUCCAGCUAUGCCAGGCACGGGUUUGGGGAGGAUGCUUUGCAACUUUUUGUCCUUACAUUGAGGGACAACCUCAGGCCAAUUGAUGUCAAAGAUCUGAUAUCUUGGAACACCAUGAUUUUUGGUUUCACUGAAAAUGGAAGAGUAGCUGAAGCCUUAGAGAUCUUCAAGGACAUGCUGGAGGAAGGCUUACCACCAGAUAGAAUAACAUUAGCUGGGGUUCUAUUGGCUUGCAGCUAUGGGCUUUUUGUUGAUGAAGGGAUGCGUAUAUUUUCAUCAAUGGAGAAGGCAUAUGGCAUCAUGCCCAGACAUGAACAUUAUCUUUGUGUUAUGGAAAUGAUGAUUCGAGCUGGUAAGCUGAAAGAAGCUGUGGACAUUAUAGAGGCUAUGCCUCAUGAACCCAGUCCUUCAAUUUGGGAAUCAAUUCUUCGCGCUUAUGGAGCUGACAGAGACUUGAAACUUACUGAAAGAGUAGCUGAGAGAUUGUUAGAGUAUAAACCACAUGCAUCUUUCCCCUAUCUGGUAUUGGUUCGAGAAUAUGAGAUGAGGGGCAGAUGGGAAAGCAUGGUUCGGAUCAGGAAGUUGAUGGAAGAUAACAGUGUCAGUAAGGUGAUUGGAUGCAGUUGGAUUGGCAUUAGAAAGCACAUUUUUGCCUUUAGGGCAAACAAUAUAUUUCAUUAUGAACAGAAAGACAUUUAUUUGAUACUUGGAUUACUUAUGUGGGAGAUGGAUAUUGAAGCUUCUGACUCUGACCUCUAUCAUAAUGUGAGUGCCUGGGGAGAACAAGCGUAAAGUGGAAAGUUACUUGACUUGCACUUUAGCAGUAAAAAUUGAAUUUGAAACUACAGUUGAGACUGUCCAAAGUUUCAAGUCAAUUUGAUGAAACAGAGGCCAGGAUAAAUUUCAACUGACGCAAUUGACCUGCUUUAAAUAUUCAUUUGUGUACAUAGGAAUCCAAAAUUUUGAUAGAGUUCAGAUCAUUGGUUACCAUCCACUGCGUUUGGAAUGACAGAAAGUAGAUGGUAAUUGAAAUCCACCUGCAACUGAAUAUUUUGGUUGAUAAUCAAUACUACUGGCCUGGUAAUUGCUUUCAGUUUGCUGCAACUAGUAGGAAGCAGUUUCAAGAAUGAACGUGAAACUUCUUUUGGCGAUGGCUUGAGAUUUUAGUGGUAACAGUUUCUGGGAGCAUAUAUACUUUAAUUAUUGGAAGAAGUGCUGUAUAUGUUCACAUAAUUUUCAUUUAUAAAUCAAUUUGAGUACAGUUGGCAAUAUCCUUCAUAUGUCAUUAACAAGAACUAAGAAGGA
Diospyros lotus (date-plum) is the source of this 2534-nucleotide messenger RNA. Its product is annotated as pentatricopeptide repeat-containing protein At1g43980, mitochondrial. Gene Ontology annotation, molecular function: RNA binding; protein binding. The record is from RefSeq and is a predicted model, not a curated record. The coding region runs from base 195 to 2021 and encodes 608 amino acids. Gene Ontology annotation, biological process: RNA modification. NCBI's taxonomy places the organism in Eukaryota, Viridiplantae, Streptophyta, Magnoliopsida, Ericales, Ebenaceae. The transcript has 2 exons.